UUAUUUUAUUGUGAAAUCACUUCUUACGGCUGUAACCGUAAUGCCUAUUUCAUACGCGCAGCUCAAAACAAGUCGGGGGCUAGUUUGAGGAGAUUUAUUUUGAAGUUUGACUCGCUCCAUUUCCGCUUUGCUCUCGUUACUUAGCAACGAUAACGCUCUCGGGCGAGGUGGUGGCUAGCUUGUGAGCUAGCUAGGCUAAAACCCCGGCGGGGGGGUUUUCACAGAAACAGACAUGGACGCUGACAAUGAUCUGGACGAACUUCUGGACGAAGUCGAAAAAAAGUUUUGUCGCAACAUCUCCGUCGCGUCUUCAGCUCGGGCGAGGGACGCGAGCGAGGCUGCGCGAGGCGGCGACGCGCAGAGGAACCCCUGUGCGGCGAAACGUGCAGAACCGCUCGGCAGCGACACCGAGGACAUUGACGCCUUUCUGGAAGAAUUGCUGGAGGGAGACGGCGGAGAAGCCUCUUCCCGCGAGAGUGAACGACUUCCCAAAGGACCACGAGUGGAACUGAAGCCGUCGUCUCAGCCUGGAGGGAGAAAGUGCUGUCCCGUGUUUGUUGGCGGGAGUUCUGUCAUAAACGGCGUUGGAACUGCCACGUCCAAGAGGUGCUGUGACCAGCUGAGGUGUGUAUCCUGCGACUUCAGGGUGCUGAUGUUCGACGACUGUGCGUGGGACUCGUCCUGUGAUUACCUGUUCCUCAGGAACAACGCGCCGGACCGCCAGAAGCUCCGAGCCAAGCUGAAGACCAGGAGGGGUUCCCGGGCGUACGCCUGCCAGUGCUGCUGGUUCUCCUCGUCCUCCUCCAAGCCGACCGACCUGCAGGCCCAACCUCAGCUCAGAUGGGUCUGUGGAAAACACCAGGACUGAGGAUCGACGCCGAGACAUCACAGACGAAAGAACUUCCUCUGCUUCUCCUUCUCUCUCUCUGGAAAAUGGAGCCAAUGUGGAAUGGCCUGAAAAAAGGGUAUUCUCUGUACUCACCAGCAGAGGGCGAUGAGAAAACGACUCUACUUCUCACUUGACUUAUAACGUCAGUAAACGUUCUCCUGAGGAGUUUUGUAACUUAGAAGUGCGCUGUGUGGGAUAACACCCUCUCAGAUUCCUGGAUCCGCCAGUUUAUCCGAAUCCGCUCCAAAAUUUGAAAGGGUUCUUCCUCGGGUCACGCCCCACCCCUCCACGAAAAACAAACAUGCUGAUGAAAACGUGAACUUCGGUGAUGAAUCGGUAGAUCAUGUCUCUAAUGUUAUUGGUUGCAACAGUCAAUGCAAUUACACCAUAUGAUUUUUAUGAAUCGUGCAGCUGCAACCGCGAUUGGCUGACCGAGAUGCUAACUUAAAAUUGCACUCGCACAAUGCACCCUGGGUCUUUCGCUGUGUUCGAACAACAACAUAGUAUUCAAAUAUAUUUCCAAUCUGUCCCCAAUAAAUGUGCUCGAACGUCGUCGACUCGAUGUGUUCCACGCCUGUGUGCAUGUUUCCGCACUGACUCAGAGCUGCUGGAUCAGGUUAUCUGAGCAGGUGUCUGAAAAGGAAGAGUGAUGGACUGAGAGAGGAAGUCAGGGUGACAGAAGUGUGACAGCAGGGAAACAGAACGACGGGGGGAGGAGGAGGAAGAGGAAGGGCGGAAAAACAACAGCCGGACUGAUGGAGGAUUGAAGCGUCAGCUGUUCUCUCUUUCAAACCGAGAGACUGACAGAGAAGAAAGUCUGUAUAUUUUGACCGUUGCUGCACUUUUAUUAGUUGGUUUCAUUACGAUAUUAAAUUAAUAUUACAUAGAUUGAG
This is a messenger RNA of Scophthalmus maximus (turbot), 1782 nucleotides long. RefSeq names its product cilia and flagella associated protein 418 (gene cfap418). Gene Ontology annotation, cellular component: cytosol. The record is from RefSeq and is a predicted model, not a curated record. The transcript is spliced from 6 exons. NCBI's taxonomy places the organism in Eukaryota, Metazoa, Chordata, Actinopteri, Pleuronectiformes, Scophthalmidae. Bases 233 to 868 code for a protein of 211 amino acids.